AUGAACAUGAUGAAGAUGAUGAGGAUACUGAAUCCAAGAUCCAGUUGGGCCCUCAAUGAUGAUGAGAGUUUGAGGAGGUGGAAAGAACAGCUUCUGGGGAGUGUGGAUAUCAAUGCUGUUGGAGAAACACUCGAUCCGGAUGUGAAAUUCUUGAGCCUUGCAAUAAAAUCUCCCGGGAGAAAUGACAUAUUGUUGUCAGUCCCAGAGGUUGGAAAUCCUAAAAGCCCGUGGUUUACUUUGAAAGAGGGAAGCAAAUAUAGCCUCGAGUUUACUUUCCAGGUCAAUAACAACAUUGUAUCGGGCCUCAAGUACAAGAACAAUGUCUGGAAAACCGGCAUUAAAGUGGACAGCACGAAAGAGAUGAUUGGGACAUUCAGUCCUCAGCCAGAACCUUAUAAGCACGAGAUGCCCGAAGAGACUACUCCGUCUGGCAUGUUUGCAAGGGGUUCGUAUUCGGCAAGAACACAGUUUGUUGACGAUGAUAACAGAUGCUACUUGGAAUUAAACUAUACAUUUGAGAUCAAGAAAGAGUGGCAGCUGACAUAA
Striga hermonthica is the source of this 546-nucleotide messenger RNA. The record is from the annotation of a GenBank genome assembly. NCBI's taxonomy places the organism in Eukaryota, Viridiplantae, Streptophyta, Magnoliopsida, Lamiales, Orobanchaceae.